AUAAAUUUUGUGAGAGAUAAAGAAAGAAUAAUGAGAAUGAAGACAUUGCUAUCAGCUUCAGCUGAGCGACACCUUAACUCACAACUCAACAAACCAACCACCACAACUUCCCCCCGUAAAAGGAUGCAAUCCUCGCCGGCGCCGCCGUCUCUCGCCCCCUCCCCCGCCGCCGUUGCCCUCAAAGACUCCAAAACCACUCUUUCCAUCAUCUUCGCCACCGCCCUCUUCUCUCUCAUCUUCUUCCUCUCCAUCUCCUCUUCCGCCCACCUCUCCUCCUUCUCCUCCCCCGCCCUCCCCCGCCGCCCCAAACCCGACCCCUUCCUCUUCCCCACCCGCCAGGCCCACCGGACCGUCUUCCAUAGCAGCAAUGUUUCUUCCGACCCUACUCCCCCUUCUAUCGCUUAUCUCAUUUCCGGAUCCAAUGGGGAUUCCGAUCGGAUUCUUCGCCUUCUUCUCGCCGUUUAUCAUCCUAGGAAUCAUUACCUCCUUCACCUCGAUCUCUCUGCUCCUCAAUCCGAGCGUGAUUCUCUUGCCCUUGCCGUCGAAUUGGUUCCCAUUUUCAAAGCUGCUCAGAAUGUAGAUGUAAUCGGUAGGGCUGAUUUUGUAUAUCUCAAAGGCUCCUCCGCAAUUUCUUCGACGCUUCACGGUGCCUCUCUGCUCCUCCACUUGUCCCCGAAUUGGGAUUGGUUUAUUCGUCUCACCGCCGAUGAUUACCCACUUGUCACGCAAGACGAUCUUCUUCACAUUCUGUCAUUUCUGCCUAAGGAUAUGAACUUCGCAACGCAUUCGAGUUACAUUGGGUGGAGAGAGGCCAGGAAAUUGAAGCCAAUAAUUGUUGAUCCUGGGCUUUAUCUUUCUGAGAAAACUGCCAUGUUCUAUGCCACCCAAAAGAGGGAAUUGCCUAAUGCCUUUCAAUUGUUUACAGGUUCAUCUCUUUCUAUUCUGAGCCGAAACGUUGUUGAGUUCUGCAUCCUUGGAACGGAUAAUCUUCCAAGAACUCUAUUGAUGUACUUCUCAAAUACUCAAUCUGGCCACUUGAACUAUUUUCCAACCGUCCUUUGCAAUUCUCAUCAGUUCAACAAGACAGUCCUUAAUGAUAAUUUACUUUUUGCCAUAUAUGACAAGCCACCUAAAGAACAGCCCCACGUCCUUGGCUCCUCUGAUUUCGAUCUUAUGAUUGAGAGUGGAGCAGCCUUUGCCACAAGAUUUAAGUUGAAUGAUCCAGUCCUCAACCGGAUCGAUAAUGAAAUCUUGAAUCGUGGUCCCGGACAUACUGUGCCUGGUGGGUGGUGCUUGGGGGAGGCUGGAAAUGAUACAUGUUUGGUAUGGGGAGAUGCAGAUGUAAUUAGGCCAGGGUCAGGAGCAAGACGACUCGAAAAACGAAUUGUUGGAUUGCUUUCAAAUGGUACCUUUAGAUCGAACAGGUGUGUAGUUGUUGAAUGAUUCUUAACAAUUGAACAUCCCCAAAAGAAAACAGAUGGGGUAAAGAAUAGUGCAAAUCCAGGCAAUGGACUUUGCCCAUCUUGAUUGAUUCUUUAUCCUCCGGAGAGUUUUUAGGUUAUUUAGUUGUUAAUAUUAACCAGGCGUGGAAUAUAUGUAUAUUUGAGUUUAAUCACACGUAAGAUAUUGGAACUUUUGACCUCUAGGUCGAGUGGAACUUUUGACCUAGAGGGUAUAUCAUGUACGUCUAAUUGGAUCAAGAGUAUAUCAUAAAUGUCUAAUCAAGUCA
This is a messenger RNA of Cucumis melo (muskmelon), 1729 nucleotides long. RefSeq names its product beta-glucuronosyltransferase GlcAT14A. Lineage: Eukaryota; Viridiplantae; Streptophyta; Magnoliopsida; Cucurbitales; Cucurbitaceae. Gene Ontology annotation, cellular component: membrane. Gene Ontology annotation, molecular function: glucuronosyltransferase activity. The record is from RefSeq and is a predicted model, not a curated record. The coding region runs from base 31 to 1443 and encodes 470 amino acids. The transcript is spliced from 4 exons.